Lytechinus variegatus (green sea urchin) is the source of this 2116-nucleotide messenger RNA. RefSeq names its product monocarboxylate transporter 12-like. The coding region runs from base 17 to 1534 and encodes 505 amino acids. The transcript is spliced from 4 exons. The record is from RefSeq and is a predicted model, not a curated record. Lineage: Eukaryota; Metazoa; Echinodermata; Echinoidea; Temnopleuroida; Toxopneustidae. Gene Ontology annotation, biological process: transmembrane transport. Gene Ontology annotation, molecular function: monocarboxylic acid transmembrane transporter activity.
ACUUGUCAGAAAUAAGAUGGAAACCUGUUCGAUUUUCAGAAAUUCAAGCGCCCUUAAAACGGUGUUGGCUUUGUUUCUUCAGACGUGUCAUUUCUUAGGAACUGUGAAGUGCAUUGGGGUUUAUCUACCGGACCUGAAGCGGACAUUAGGACUAUCGUCAACUGAUAUUGGUCUUGCUAUUGGAUUAUUCGAAGCACUUUCAUUCGCUCCAGGUCCAGUAAUUGCGUACUUUUAUCGAAGAACCCAUGGCGUGUUCCGGCGAUGUCUUUUGGUGACAGGUGCAAUAUUUGCAACAGGAGGACUCCUUCUGGUAUCCAUUGUAACCAAUGGUAAAGAACUCGCUGUCUGCUUAUCAUUAUCUGGUCUUGGUUCCAGCAUCCUGUCAAUUUCAUUGGUAAUCAUUCUGAGCGAUCAGUCUGGAGAGGCCUUUGCAGUCUUCUACGGGAUUGGUAAAUCAGGUUACGCCAUUGGAAUGGCUCUAGUUCCCCCGAUCGCAGACUACCUGAUGAGGAUUUAUGGCUGGAGAGGGUCCCUGAUUAUAAUUGGGGGUAUCGUGGCGCACCUUAUACCUUUCGUUUUGAUGGUUGAUCUCGACGUAGAGGGCGUCGCACAGAAUGACUUUGGGCCCUUCGACACCGACGAUGAAGAAAUUGAGGACCAAUUUGAUAGGUCCGAAAAAGAAGCGCUUAUCUCCAGACCAAGUAACAAGGAAGAAACUCACAAUGAAGGAGGUAAAUCACAGGUUGGCGGUAUUUACGCUGAAAUAAAACCGGCAAAUAAUGAAAUCGGAUCAGAAAAUGAAAACGCAAGGUCAAGUGACAUCCAAGAGGUUACACCUGAAAAAUCAGCUACUGGUAAAAAAAUCACGGGCGUGUCUAAAAGGCAUAUUAUGUUAGAAAAAGGAUAUAAGCGAAAAUAUCUGAAUGAUUGUUCUAAUUGUUAUCGAAUCUUCACAGACUCCAUAUACAAUCAAGAUCGCUGGAUGAUUCUUCUUAUGCUGGUCACACUUGUAUUGUAUGUGGUGGACUCUAGUUGGUUUGCAUAUCUCAUCCCAUGUGCGAUUGCUCUUGAUAUUCCUAUAUCCCAGGUACUGUGCCUUCCCUACUCUGCGGGGGCUGGAAUAUUCGUAGCCCGAAUUUUAGGUGGAUUCCUCGAGAAGUCUAAGUUUUUAUCUGGCCAAUCCUCGUUUCUUUUCUUUACCUUACUCAACAUCUUAUCACUUUUGUGGAAUAUCUUCGCUCCAAGAUUUACUUUCAUGAUUGUGACUUCAUUCAUCUCGGCAUUCACGAUUUCCCAACGAAACCUUUUGUCGUUGGUCAUCUGUAAGGACAGGGCGCCUCGGGCGCAAUUCCCUAUGAUUCUGGCUUCUUAUGAGAUUGUUUGUGGAAUAGGACUUUUCCUCGGUUCCUUGUUAUGUGGAUAUGUCGCAGAUGUGAGGGGAUCUUUCAACGCUUCAUAUAUGUUCAUCGCAGGGGUAGAAGUCUUUGUAUUCUGUCUGAUGAUUCUAUCAAUAAUUGCCGAGAAGUUGAAGUAACCCACUGCGAACUAAACGAGAACCCCACAGAUACUUCACAAAGGUGUAUACUGGGAUAUACAUUUCAGGGUCAUCAAAAAGGAAGAAUAGAAACGCCGGCUGGAAAGUUCACCUGCAUAAAACAAUAACAGCUGUGCUGAUGUUGUGACAUUGAAAUAUCACAUAAGGACAAUAUUGCACAUUACCUCAUAACUAAAUUAUUAAACCGCUACAUUUUCAUGGUUAACUUUGCCAACAUCCUUGGACGAUCGUCAGGGGUAGAUUUACCAGACGAUAGUCAAGGGGAGAUCUACUAGAUGAUCGUCAGGGGGAGACCCACCAGACGAUCGUCAGGGGGAGACCCACCAGACGGUCGUCAGGGUUAGAUCCACCAGACGAUCAUCCGGGUUAGAUCCACCAGACGAUAGUCAGGGUUAGAUCCACCAGACGGUCAUCAGGGAUAGAUCCACCAGACGAUUGUCGCUUCCAGGGAAGGAAACAAGCAAGCUUUCGCACCACUAAAAAGAACGAAUUCUACAGUGCGUAUAAAACAAGUUUACACUUAGAAAAAAUCCUGUAAAAUCAUACAUUUGUAAUACCUUG